UCAAUUAGCUGGUGAAAUUAAUGAGUUAAUCAUGCAAUAUUUAAUGUUAAAUUUGGAGUAGGUUUUAAUAUUCAGUUUAUAAUAAAUGUUACGCUGUAUUUUUUUUUUGCUGAAAAUAAAAUUUCAACAUAGUUGUAUAGUUUGAAAUAAAAUACGGUCUAAAGGAAUGUUUGAUCGCCUUUGAAGAAAUGAAUACAAGGAAUUUAAAUUGUAAAAGUGAAUACAGAUACUUCUCAAAGGAAUGGUGAUAAUGUUGAUAAAAUAACUAACUAGCUAUAUAGCACGUUGAACAUUUAAUGUUGAAUAAAAAAAAACAACAACAAAACAACAACAACAACAACAAAACAGUUGGAAUCAAAAUACCAAUGUCAAACACUCUAUUAUACACGGUUUAUACAGUUCUUUGUCUUUGCACAUGCGCAAACAGUGCGUGUACACCAGAGUCUGUGAAAGAUGACCUUGACCAAUGUUUAAUGAACAAUCAAAUGUUGUCGUACUACAUGUUCCCAAUUGUCAACGCUACCAACUACAGGAAUCUUUGUUUUAACACUACGUGCCUUACGUAUUGUAUGGAACUUGUAGCGGAACCAUGUAUGUCAAAUGAUCACACUGUUCAUAUUGGUAACGGUGACGCAUUGACGGCCGCAUAUCUAGGACUCUGUGAUCAGAUCGAGUCUGAGGUCACGGACGCUUUAACUUGUGGUAACUCAGUUGUGAACCAGGACGCCUUGAACGCUAUAAGUACGUUCCAGACGUCACUUGAAAAUUCCUAUGCGACCAGCACUGAGAACACAACGGUGAUCUGCACGGAAUGGUUGACCCUUAAAGGGACAUUAGACACUUUGAUAAAUGGAGUGUGUUCAGGGACAUCUCUCGCACAUUGGCAAAACUUUUUAAACACUGUUUCUCAUAAGUGUGACAACAGUCAGUCUGGUACAUGGUACACAUCCUAUAGACAAACAGCAAACGACAGAUGUUCCGGAAGUGGACAACUAUUUCCUAAUAUAUACUUUAUACUGCUGUUUCUGACAAUAUUGUUAUAUUUCAUAAUGUAACAGUUAUUACAAAUGUAAAAAAAACCUGGACAUUGUGUUUAACAUUAGCAAAUAGCGUGGCGAAUGUACAAAUAUUUCCAAAUAUAUAUUGUGAAUAUGUUUCUUGAAUUUUUCUUGAAAUAUGUGCGUAUUUCUAAAACUGACACCCGUUACGAAUAUUUUAAAAUAAUGGAAAUUACUGGUAUUUUAUGAAAUAUUCCAGCAUCAUUUUCUACUAUUGUAUUUUUAGCUCUUCUAUUCAAUGAAUAGGAAAAGUUUUUGUACUCACCCCGAUGCCUGCGUCACACUCAGUUUAAGUAUUUUUUGAAGUUGGUAUGAAAGGGAAAAUAGGCUUACAACUUCACACACUUAUUUCAGAGUAUAAUAGAAGCUCAGUGUCAAAUGCCCAUAACUUUAACGUAGAUUUUGACAAACAUAUGCCCCAUAUUAUGCUCUUAGAAAAUUCUACAUUAUCCAGGCUCUUAUUUUACUAUCAAACACUGAUAACAGUCGAGCACACUGGCCUUCCGACAGCUUUUGCUUAUCUCUACAAUGAGCUCUAAUAUAAAAUGACGUCACGUUUGACAAUUUUGCUCAUAAUUUGUAAAACUAUUUUCUGCAUAUAUAAAAGAAUCAAAUUGAAUAAAAAAAGUAUAUAAAAUUUAA
This is a messenger RNA of Ruditapes philippinarum (Manila clam), 1700 nucleotides long. RefSeq lists its product as uncharacterized. The record is from RefSeq and is a predicted model, not a curated record. The transcript has 6 exons. The coding region runs from base 297 to 1055 and encodes 252 amino acids. Lineage: Eukaryota; Metazoa; Mollusca; Bivalvia; Venerida; Veneridae.